UCUCUCUGAGGCGGGAGGCUCUUUCUUGCAAGCAAGCAAGCAAACGAGAGGUUUGGAGUGGAGAAGACAUAGAGAAGCUAUGGGCAGCACAAGCACGAGCUCUGCUGCUCUAAUCCACCAUUUCCGGCUCACCAAUCUCAGUUUGGAUUCGCCUAGGAAGCCUCCGUACACUGUGAGUUUCUGCAAUUCGUGGAAGGAAGGUGGACUCCGAUACGGUGUGACGCGACGCUCUAGGAAAGUCUUAGGUCCGGUGAUUCGAUUAUCAGCUCUGGGAGAAAAUUCCGGCGAUUCAUCGACGGAAACCAUUCCCGGCGUUGGCUCUGCUUUAGAAGAAAGACCAGAUGCGUCCUUUGAGCAAGAAGAUAAAGCGAGUUCGAUCUAUGAGUUUCUGUAUCCUGCCAAAGAUGAGCUCCCUGAUGACAAAGAGAUGACUAUCUUUGAUCAUCUGGAGGAGCUCCGGGAGAGAAUAUUCGUCUCUGUUUUAGCUGUGGGAGCUGCAAUCGCGGGAUGCUUCGCCUACUCCAAAGAUCUAAUCGUGUUUCUUGAAGCUCCCGUCAAAACACAGGGUGUACGGUUUCUUCAGCUAGCUCCAGGCGAGUUUUUCUUCACAACUUUAAAGGUCUCGGGUUACUGUGGGCUUCUACUAGGGAGUCCGGUGAUACUGUAUGAGAUUAUAGCUUUUGUACUUCCUGGUCUGACACGAGCUGAGAGAAGGUUUCUGGGGCCAAUUGUGUUUGGUUCCUCCUUGCUCUUCUAUGCUGGACUUGCCUUCUCCUACUGGGUUUUAACCCCUGCUGCCUUGAAUUUCUUUGUCAACUACGCCGAAGGGGUGGUUGAAUCUCUCUGGUCUAUCGACCAGUACUUUGAGUUUGUGCUAGUGCUUAUGUUCAGCACCGGCUUGUCUUUCCAGGUUCCGGUAAUUCAGUUACUCCUGGGACAAGUAGGGGUGGUGUCGGGAGAUCAAAUGCUUUCAAUAUGGAAAUAUGUAGUGGUGGGUGCGGUGGUUGUAGCAGCUGUGGUCACGCCCUCGACAGACCCUGUCACUCAGAUGCUCCUAGCUACACCGCUUCUGGGGCUCUACUUGGGUGGUGCAUGGAUGGUCAAGCUCACAGGUCGCUGAGGAACAAAAUAAAAUCGUGUGUAUCUUUCUUGUAGAGUAUAUCACCCUCCGUGCAAGAAACCACAGUUUGGUAUCUUAAAGUGUUUAUCUGAAACAUAAUUUUGAAUAUACAAAUUUAGUAACCAAAAAAAGAGAACAUA
Messenger RNA from Brassica oleracea var. oleracea, 1260 nucleotides. Its product is annotated as sec-independent protein translocase protein TATC, chloroplastic. The record is from RefSeq and is a predicted model, not a curated record. Bases 80 to 1120 code for a protein of 346 amino acids. Gene Ontology annotation, cellular component: TAT protein transport complex; membrane. Gene Ontology annotation, biological process: intracellular protein transmembrane transport; protein transport by the Tat complex. The transcript has 4 exons. Gene Ontology annotation, molecular function: proton motive force dependent protein transmembrane transporter activity. Lineage: Eukaryota; Viridiplantae; Streptophyta; Magnoliopsida; Brassicales; Brassicaceae.